Molecule: messenger RNA, 1065 nt
Organism: Epithele typhae
Lineage: Eukaryota; Fungi; Basidiomycota; Agaricomycetes; Polyporales; Epitheliaceae
Product: NAD-P-binding protein
Exons: 5
Coding region: 1-1065 (354 amino acids)
Source: RefSeq, a predicted model, not a curated record
AUGUCUGCCUCCAAGACCCCUGUUCUCUUCCUCGGUGCCACCGGCUACGUCGGCGGAACGUUCCUCAGCCGCGUACUCGCGGACCCGAGCUCCUCCCAAGCUCGAUCUCACCCUCUACGUCCGCUCCGCCGACAAGGCCAAGCGGCUCGAGGAGGACUUCCCCGGUGUCAAGACCGCGAUCGGGACGCUCGCGGAGCUCGACAAGCUCGAACAGCUGUCGAGCAGGCGCACGUCGUGAUCAACUUUGCGAACGCGGACGACGUCGAGAUGGCGAAGGCGAUCCUGGGCGGGAUGAAGACGCGCCACGCCAAGCUCGGAGUCCGCCCCUUCGUCUUGCACACCACUGGCACCGGGGUCCUCGUCGACUUCAGCCGCAAGCUGGGGAACUUGAUCACGGACGACAUCUACUCUGAUCUCGACGUCGACAAACUAGACACGAUCCCCGCCGAGGCUCUGCACCGCCCGGUCGACCUGCUCUUCCUUGAGGCGGACAAGGAAGGCUACAUGCGUGCCAUUCAGGUGUGCCCUCCGAUGAUCUACGGCAAGUCGGAAGGGAUACUCGCGAAGAAGGGCGUGACGAACACGCACUCGCUGCAAGUGCCGGCGCUGAUCCGGGACGCGCUGAUUCGCAAGCGGGUCGGGAUCAUCGGCGAGGGCCAGGGGAUCUGGGACAACGUCCACGUCGAGGACCUGGCCUCGCUCUACGGGAUCAUCCUCCGCCGCCUGGUCUCGAGCCCUGCCUCGAUCACGCACGGCCGUGACGGGUACUUCUUCGCCGAGAACGGGGAGCACCUCUGGCUGGACCUCUCGAGGCGUGUCGCGGAGGCGCUGUUCGCGCUCGGGGCGAUCGAGAGCGCGGAGCUGGUGAAGUUCGAGACGGAGGAGAGGAUCGGGGAGUUCGCGAAGGACGAGGCGUACGUGUUCGCGAACGGGACGAACGCGCGGUCGCGGGCGGACAGGGCGCGGUCGCAGCUCGGGUGGGCGCCGACGCGGACAGUGGAGGACUUGUGGGCGAGCAUCAAGCCGGAGGCGGAAGCGCUGAUCGCGGAGAAGGGUGCGAACUAG